Alternaria alternata is the source of this 1620-nucleotide messenger RNA. RefSeq names its product 50S ribosomal protein L5. Gene Ontology annotation, biological process: translation. Gene Ontology annotation, molecular function: RNA binding; structural constituent of ribosome. The transcript has 3 exons. The record is from RefSeq and is a predicted model, not a curated record. Lineage: Eukaryota; Fungi; Ascomycota; Dothideomycetes; Pleosporales; Pleosporaceae. The annotation marks the transcript as partial. Gene Ontology annotation, cellular component: cytosolic large ribosomal subunit; ribosome.
GCAAAAGAAAGAUACAGGUCCCAGAUCCCGAUCAGCCGCAUGUCGCAAGCUGACCUGGAGAAGAGGCAGGUGCGGACGAGUGGGGUAGCCCUAUUGGCUAGUCGCGGCCCUUAGACGCCGCCCAUCCCUGCAGCUCUCGCGUCUCGCGUAUAGCGUAUUCCGAGGAAAAGUCCGUUCGAGACUGUGUAGCAUGCUGCUGAGGGCCAUACCCACCACGACGUCGCAUCACACAGCCAUGGCACUGCGCGAACUGCCAUUCCGGACCGCCGCGGUCAUUCGGAACAACACCAGACCCGCCAUCCGCGCAGCCGCUCCCCUGUGCCACCGCAAUGCCUCAACCGAAGCAGUCCGUGAAAUUGAGGAUGCAUCAUCACUCGAGAUCCCGGCGCCAUCGCAGGAACUCGCAAAGAACUACGACCCCGUAGCACGGAGUAGACUGCGGAGACGAGGAAACAAGCAGCUGCCACCAAGCAGAUACCAAUACCGUUCGCCCAAAUACUACCGGGGUCCUCUUCACCCUCAUCAACCGCCUCCAGAGUCUGACCCCUCAUCGCGACUCUUCCAACCCGGACCCUUUAGUCUCUCCCGCCUCGAGCAAACAUAUCAGAGCAAGAUCGCAUCCGACCUGCUCACCCUCACAUACCAGCACUAUCCCCCAGGAUACCGGGCUGCCAAAACAGAUCAAAGACUGCGAGAAUGGACCGGUGACUCUCAAUACUUCAAAAACCGUCCCCUAAGGCCUCCACGUGGUAAGGGUGAGGUACUUCGGCUGCUCCAAGAGCCCCGCACUUUCCGCAAUGUUCCCAAGAUCACAGGCGUCACAGUUCAUUCCAUGGUACCAGAAGCCCAAGAGAAUAGUGGAAAUCUGCACGUUGCGGGUAUGAUCCUACAAGCCAUCAGCAACGUACGAGCUACAUCCCACAAGGCAAAGCACAAUGUCGUUGGGUGGGGAUUGCGUGCGGGCAGAUAUGUCUCCGUGACAGCCAAAAUGGAGCGGGAAGAUGCCGAGCACUUUUUGGCAAAGCUCAUCGAUGUGGUCCUGCCGAGAAUCAAGGAGUGGAAGGGUGUUCCAGGUUCGUCUGGAGACGGACACGGUAAUAUGAGCUUUGGUCUUACCCCAGACCAGCUCGCUCUCUUCCCGGAGAUUGAGGUCAAUUAUGAUGCGUACCCGCCUAAGAUGAUUCCUGGCUGCCACAUCACCAUCCAAACAGAUGCCACCAACAACAAGGACGCACGUUUACUUCUCCAGGCCAUCGGAAUCCCAUUCUACGGCAAGCUCAAUGACUAAAUGCGCAGGUGUCCAUCUGUGGUGUAUAAAACGUGUAGAACAUUUCAGAGUUGACUACGCCUUGCGCUAGAUUGCCCGUACUGCAUCACUGGUCUCACAUCUUGACUCUGUGGAGUUGACAACUGAGAGACAUAUCCCUCCAUCAUCGGUCAGAGACCUAGCUCAGUGUGUCGGGAACUGUACAGUAAGAGCAAAUGGCACAAUCACAGACCUACAAGCCAAAGCAAUGACUCGUAUUUGUCUGGCUAUGCUAUGUGAUGAUUGUAGAUAUCUUACUACUGCGAGACGUACUGUGUAACAUGAUUGAAAUCGAAAGUUGAACACAUGCACAG